CCGGAGAAGGAGCUGCCUGCCGCCCGCCUGCCUUCCCUCCGCUGGGCCUCUCUGCCUGGCUCGGCCUCGGUCUCCCCUCCGAGGGCCAUCCAGGGCGGGCCCUGCUUAGCCCCGGCCAAGAGCCUUGGCGGCGAGAGCCCCUGGAGUCCCUGCAGCAGGAGAGGAGAGGGCCGGGCCGGGCUGCCUGGAGGAGGGCCCUUGGUUGACCGGGGAGCCUCCCGGGAGGGAGCCCGCCUGAGCGGAGAGCCAAGCCGAGCCAGAGGCUGAAGCCGGGCCGCCUCCUCCGCCUCCUCCCUCCAAGCGGCUGGAUUCGCACCCAGGUCCGGAGCGGGCGGCUGAGAGAGUGGAGCCAUGGAGGGACUCAAGGCGACAACAACUCUCAGCCCUCAUGGCCAAUGGGACUUAUGGGCAUUGGGGCUGAACACCCGCUGGAAGGACCCAGGUUGCUUUGUGGCAGCUUUGCGCAGCAGGGCCACCAUCCCCGAAAGGCCCCUCUGAUCUUGGGAACUAAGCCGUGUUGGCCCUGGUUAGGACCUGGAUGGGAGCCACCCACGGAUCCCAGGCACUGUAGGCCAUAUUCUCAGAGGCAGGAACUCUGCUUAAGGGUCCCUUGCUUAAGAAAACUCUAGGCAUGUCAGCAUUUCCUUCUGCAGAAAGCUCUUUAAGAUCAGGGGCAGGUUUAGUACCCAGAAGGUCUUUUGGGCAGCCUGUCCCCAAAAGAGGAUGAAGCGUCUCAGCCAUGGAUGCCUUGCCUCGGUUAAUUCAUUUAAAUAUAUGCCUGUUGUUAAAAGAACCCAUUCUCUCACACGAAGGCUUGCCACUUUGUCCAGAGAAAGCGAGAGAAGCAGAGCAAGGAGGCGCUCCUCAUUUGCAUGCAUUCACACAUUUCCAUGUGUGCAUAUUGAGCACAUAGUCAGAAUGGGAGCCCUGCGCUGGGCGGAGGCAUAGGAAAGGGGCAGGAAACCAGUCAGGCCAGUUUGCCCCAGAGCCGGUCCCAGUUCUCUGUCAGGGAGUUGGGAUUGUGGGAUGCUGGCCUCCUUUGAACUGGCUUGGGGAGCAAGUGGAAUGGUUGGGCUUCCCAUGGUAAAGAGGACACCUUUCUCACAUACCAAGCAGCCGUGCCAGUCCCACUGGGUGUGCGCCCCCUUCUUGGAUGUCACCCGGUGCAGUCCGCACCCUCUGGAUGAUGCCCCUGGGGGCUGGCACUUCAGCCAAAAGAGCAUUUUUUUUGCAUGUGGAGGGUACAUGUGCAUGCGUUUUGUAUGGAAGAUGGCUGUUUUCUAUGCAAAACCCAGCAGUCGUGCGCAAAAAUAAGGCUUGUUGGAAGAAUUCCAGAUUAUAUCCGUGGUGGAGAUUCUAGCUUUCCUUAAAGGAAGGGUGGGAUAUCGCUGGACUGUGCAGCCAGUGGGGAGGAAUGCUGGAUGUUACAGCCCCGCAGGAUGGAUGGGGUCUUCCUGCAUGGCAGAAUGGGGUUGGACUGGAUGACCCUCGGGGUCUCUUCCAGCUCAAUGAUUCUAGGAUUCUAAGGCCUAGGAAGGCUGCAUGAUUCCCACCCCUGCCUUGGAGCCAGAUGGGAUUUCUUGGGAAGGGGAUGCUCAGAUCCGCAGGGGUCCAGCCCCUUCUUCUGCACAAAGGCCACCCAAAGGACCCAGUCUGUCUGAAUGGGCCCCUUCCUGAGCCCCACGGCAUCAGACUGGGACAGCGAUGGCCGGCUCGCUCAGUGCAGGAGGCCGCCAUGGAAACGCAUCCGGAUCCAGAGGGAUGUGGCUUAUUUGCAUGUUUGAUCUGCACAUUGCUCACGCUCUUUGCAUACAAUUUGCAUGAAUGAGCCGGACACCAGGGCUCUUGAACACAUACAGUACGCUGCUGUGAGCUGCUGGUCCGGCCAUUCCCCUUCCCAGGAUGGAGACCUUCUUGUUUUAUUCAUUUGUUUGAACGAAAACUUCUCAAGUUGCUGGCUAGUGCUGAAAAAAGACCUUUGGCUUUCUUGUGCCCAUGUAGGCACGCCAAGACGGUGCCCUUUCUCUGGAUGGUAGAGAGAGGUUCGUGCCUUCGUUGUGCCCGCUUUCCUGCUGGCCCCUGUAGCCAUGCCUACCCAAGAGGACGCUGGUGCCAAGGCAGCCUGAGCGGUGCACAAGGAUUGUUUCCACCUAAUGGUCUCUCCUCUUAAAGCUGCUGUGGAUGGAGGCCUCUUCCUGGCACUCCCCUCUGUGGCAGAAAGGCUGACUGCCAAGCGGGCACAGUGCCACCCCAAGCACCCCAGGGACUGACCGCCAGCCACUCGGAGAAGAGCUGGGCCUGGUCAGGAGAGCGACAUGGCUGAAGCUGCCGGGUCUCUUCCUCGGCCGGUGACCUUUGAAGAAGUGGCCAUUUACUUUGCCCCGGAGGAGUGGGAAGAGCUGGCCGGGUGGCAGAAGGCGCUCUACAAAGAUGUGAUGAGGGACAACUACGAGAUGCUCAGCUCCUUAGACCUUGCUGACCACAAGCCUGAAAUCAUCUUGCGAAUGGAGCGGGGAGAGGAGCCCUGGCUGAACAGGUGCCCGGAUGCCAAGACAAGAGAGGAGUCAAACCCAGACUUCCCAGGGGUUGGCCAAAUCCAGAUUAAGAAAGAAUCUGGCCUGGAAGACAAACCAGCGGGACUGGCGUGCCAUGCAGGACCCUUGGAGGCCUUGAAGGGCAGCCUGGAUAAUGGGACCAUCGGUGGAUUGUCCCCAUGGUCUAAGGGCCAUCUGAACCCCAUAUUUUGUGUGAACGGAACGGCUGCUUUGGGGCCAUGGCCUAUGCAGCUCAGGUGGCCAAACUGUGCCAUGGCUGACGGACAGGUGGCCCCGGUGGAAUUUCAAGCAGGGCAUCCGGGGGCCUCUGGAAGUGGUUUCUGGCCCGCUGGUGGUGGCACUGCCCAGCUUGAAGAGAUGUUGCUGAUUUGCACCCAAUGUCAAAAAUGCUUCCCUGCCCGUUCUGCACAGGGUCUCUCUUCUGUGGCACCCAGGGGGGGCCUUAUGCAAAUCUGCCCUGAAUGCCAAAUCAGCACUGUGAAGGACUCACCUGUGGUCACGGAUCAGCCAAGCCACAUUGGAGCUUCACCCUGUACCUGCGCACACUGUUUGCCACCCCUCACUGCCCGCCCAAGACUUCCCAAAGAGGAGAGGCCCUACAAGUGUGGGAAGUGUGACCGGAGCUUCCGCUUUGUGCAUGAGUACACCUGGCACCAGAAAGUGCAUGCCGGCGAGAAGAUCUACAAGUGCAACACCUGCGAGAAGGUCUUCCGCCACAAGCAGGAGCUGAUGUGGCACCAGCGUGCCCACACCACUGAGUGGCCCCACAAGUGUGGGGCUUGCGAGAAGAACUUCCGCUUCAAGCAGGAGCUGACCUGGCACCUCAAGACCCACUCGGCGGAACGGCCCUACAAAUGCCCUGAGUGCGAAAAGAGCUUCCGCUUCAAGCAGGAGUUCAUGUGGCACCAGAGGGCCCACGUGGGAGAUCGGCCCUACAAGUGUACUGAGUGUGAGAAAAGUUUCCGGUUUAAACAAGAGUUCACUUGGCAUCAGAGGAGCCACGCCGGAGAAAAGACCUACAAGUGUCCCGGCUGUGACAAGAGCUUCCGCUAUAAGCAAGAAUUCAUCUGGCACCAGAGAAUCCACACUGGAGAGCAACCCUAUCCCUGCGCUUCCUGCGAUUCCACCUUCACCUGUCGGCAGGAAUACAUGCGCCACCAGCGACUCCAUGACGGCGAGAAGCCCUACCAGUGCCCCCACUGCGAGAAGACCUUCCGCCGGGGCUCCACCCUCAUCCGCCACCGGCGCAUCCACCUGGGCGAAGGGGCCUUGAAGUGUGCCCACUGCGACCGGACCUUUGGCCAAAGUGCCAAUCUCAUCAAACACCAACGCAUGCACGCACUCAAGAGCGAGCCGGGGGAGAAUGCUGCAACAUGGGGGCCCUGCUUGCAGGGUUCAGCAGCCACCAUCCAGCAGGAUGCCAGGAGUGUGCUGAGCUUGAAGACGGUUUCCGUUGGGGCCCUGCUUUUGCUCAACCUCCAGGAGCCCAAACUGGAAAAACAGCAAGUGGACACCUCUGCCACCUGGGAAACCCCAAUGUGAACUCCAACGGCGCUGGAGCCAAGUUGCAAACUGGGUCUCAGAGAACUGCUGGGGGAUCACCUAAGCUUUGGGGCUGGAUCAUUGAAAUUAAUUAAUUAAUUAAUUAAGUAAUAUGUUAUUUAUAGCCCGCCUCUCCCAAAAGGAUUGAGGUGGGUUACAACAAUAAAAUACACCAACAACACGUACAAUCCACAAAUAAAAACUACACAAUCCCCUUAUCUCCCCUAUUAUAAAACAAAACAACGACAUUAUAAAAUACAGAUUGACAUGAAUUAAAAUAGACAUAAUCCAAAGGAGGCCUCUUGGGGCAGACAAGGGCAGUCUGGUGGCUUUCCUGUUAGCGAAGCUUUGAAAUACUGGACUUGAUGAGGCACCUUCCUUCCAAAGCUCAUCCCUCUUUAGGGCAGCAGCUUCAGCACCUUGGAGAGGACCUUGCGCUGUCCAAGGUACUGAAUGGCAGCCCUCAACUAGGAAGGGGCCUUGGCUCUAGGGCCUUGGCAGAGUGGGAUGAAAAACCCGGACUAGAUCCCUCCCUCUGCUGAUAUGGGAUCCAGCAGCAGCCAACUGUUUUUAGAACUUAAAAUGGAGUGCUUAGUCCUUUUCCACCAGCACCCUCCGCUUCUAGAUACCUCUCGUGUUCUUUUUUUCUGCCGCAGGGUGGAUCUGCAGGGCCACUUUGUUGCUGCCACAGUGGGAUCAUUCUUGUUGAUCAUUAAACAACCAGCAAAUGUACCUUCUGUCCACCCAAAACUCGUCCCAAGAUGCACAGGAGGAACGCUUGGGAGUCAUGAAGAGGAGAAGAGCAAGCUAAAGAGAAGGGCUUCGUCGGAGAGGGCCUAGGGAGUCUUCUCUGGCAGGGGACAGGGUUGCCCUUUCCCUCUCUUCUUUUAAUGUUAACUUCAUGCUCCACUGCCAUAUUGCAAUUGCAGGUGGAGACCUGUGUCUUCUGGGGAGAGCUGGUUUUGGAGUCGGAUUUUGGGGGGGGGGGGUGUUACCUGUAAAAGUGCCUAGUGCAUUCCUGAAACCUGUAUUAAUAUUUAAAAAGAAAUAUUAAAAGAA
Messenger RNA from Sceloporus undulatus (fence lizard), 5156 nucleotides. RefSeq names its product zinc finger protein 34-like. The coding region runs from base 2316 to 4097 and encodes 593 amino acids. The record is from RefSeq and is a predicted model, not a curated record. Lineage: Eukaryota; Metazoa; Chordata; Lepidosauria; Squamata; Phrynosomatidae. Gene Ontology annotation, biological process: regulation of transcription by RNA polymerase II. The transcript has 6 exons. Gene Ontology annotation, molecular function: DNA-binding transcription factor activity; RNA polymerase II cis-regulatory region sequence-specific DNA binding.